CUAACCGUCUUAAGCCAAUCAGCAUUCGAUCCGAUAAACGUUCACGGCAUGUCUUUAGCCUUGCACCGUCUGCCGUUAUUAUAAUAUUACACAUGUAUGAUUCUUAUAACUGUUUGUAGUAACGCAUCGCAGGUUUUCUUCGUUUCGUCGUUUAAUCUCCCGGUAUAUUCGGCCGUUUGUCGCGUGUGACGCGGUGGCUGAAGCUCCGGGUGGAAAUGGCGGACAGAGAAAGAGACUGUCGCUGCAGAAGCAGAAAAAAUGAACAGAUCUGAGAAAACUACGAAUUUCUAUCGAGACCCUUUGAGAUCAGAUUACGAGCGAUAGGACAUCAGACUCAUCGCGUGCUGUACGAUGGUCCUGACAGCAUAUAUGAACACCUGUGUCCUUCACCGGGUGUCCUUUUCUAGAUUAACAUCCUGCUGUUGAAAGACUCUGAGGGGUCAAACUGUGCCACUCUAGCAGCAGUUCUGGAGGAAGCGGAGGAGCGGGUGUUUCGGUGGCGCCACGCCCUGCUUCAGGGUAUGGAGUACCACAGUUCAGGGACGUUGCCUCUCUUGGGCAGCCCGCGCUACUGCGCUGGAGGCAACAGUGGCAGCGGGUACCUGUGCCAGACCGGGCACUGCUGCCAGGAGACGGGAUGCUGUACCUACUACUAUGAGCUGUGGUGGUUCUGGUUGCUAUGGAGUGUACUCAUCUUGUUCAGCUGUUGCUGUGCGUAUCGUCACCGUCAGGCGAAACAGCGAGUGCAACAGCAGCAGAGACAGAGAGAGAUAAACCUCAUGGCGUAUCAUGGAGCGUGCAGUUACCCCUCUUCCAUGUUUGACCUCAGUUUUCUCGCUUCUCUCAAACUGCCUUCCUAUGAGGAAGUGGCAGCCCAGCCCAGCACACCACCCCCUCCCUACAGCUCUGUUGCGUACCCGCGAGGCUCCGCCCAUCCAGGCCCAAGUCACAUGCUGUCGUCUCAGAGUUCUGACAACUACACCAGCUGCUCCUGCGACUCUUGCUGUCCAUCAUCUCCCUGUAGCUCUUCCCCGUCUUCUGCGCAGCUCACAGACGAGACAGACACUAGCCACGCUUCCACGCCCUCCCUCAGCGAGCCUCGACGCGGCCGCUUAGGGGCAGCCGUCACACACGACGUGACGAUUUCAAUGCCUCUGAACAACGAUAGCAGCCAAUCCCCUACACUCAACACGGCAGAGGCGGAGCUCUCAACGAUCUCAACACCCCUGGACUGCAACGGCAACAACACGGUGAACACAGUCGGCAGCAAACCCUCGAAGAAUAGCAAUGUUAACAUUGGCAAACCUACCGAAUCGUGUGAUGCAGUCCACAUCAGUAGUGAAACCAUCUGUGAUGCAGUGUCCACCAGUCCAACAUCUAAGAAUGUAACCAGCCUCUGUCUAAACAACACAAGACCUACUGUAACCGGGACGACGGCCUCACCACCUCCCUCCUCAUCCCUGCAUCUUUUCUCUGUGUCUGACCCACUUGGAGUUCAGCCUGUAUUGCAGAGGGAGGAGCCUGUACAAGAUGCUCCGCCCCCACAAUCUCCACCUCGAUCGGCCGUCUUUUCUCCCGGUGUGGAACCAGAACGCCGCGAUUCUGCCGUAAGCGAUCUCGAUGUGGACCAGACGCACUUUCAGCAACGACGGCUCACCGGCGACUCGGGCAUCGAGGUUUGUCGCUGCCGCGUUGAAGAGGAGGACGAUGAGGAUGAUGAAGGUCAAGUGGAGUUGACUACGGGAACAAACGAUGGUCUUCACGAUAGCCCAGACUGUUCUGCGAGAGCCGGUCAUUUGACAACAGAAGGGGGUGGAAAAAAGGCACGGUCCAUUUCCACGCCGCCUCCGUCGACUGAGACGGUCGUAAUUGCCAUGGAAACCGACUGAAGUGAGUGAUCAGAUCUUCUAAAUGGGUUGUGGCACCAACAUCAGUAAUGGUAUCUCCCUAUCGAGACCACCUGUGGCUGUACCUGUACAGACGGAUGUUAGAAGAAACACAACGUUAUUCUUUGACUUCGAGUUAUAUAUCUCUGUCUGUCUAGUUCCUCACCUUUCUGUCAUAACACAGACUGUUGACUAAAGGUGCUUACACACUAAAGAUCAAGUUUUGAGGUUGGGGCAAGUUGUCAGCUGGACCCGCCUUUGAAAGUCGCAUUGGAGUGCGUUGCAUCAAAAGUUCAUAUUUACAACUUUUGGUCCGAUAACGUGACAUCUCCAUUAAAAUGAACGAAUGCAGCGUAAACUCUAAAGUGUAGCUGAGCUCAGAUCUUCAUAUCUGUCACUGUGACGUCUGUAUGUGUGAUGAAUGCUUUACUUUCUCUCUGACUGUCAGACUGCUUCGAAGCACCAACCCCAGCAUACACAUCCUUCCCGGUUGCUAUGAAUUCUGGGUAAUGCAGACAGCGCUUGAUAAAGACCUUAACAGUUCCUCACCAGUUUUUCAGAGUUCUGGUGCUCAACGAAACCCACUAAAAUCCCCCCGUGUUCCAGAACACCAGCUCGACCAGAACAGAUGCUGCAUCACAAACACAUCUCAGGACAUUUCUUUAGUUCAUUGUUUAUUAACAUACGGUUAUGUCUUGGUACAGCAAAGUUCAUUUAUAACAUGUAGGCAGGUACAUUUCACAAAACUAUUUGCCCUUGAAAUCAAAAGAUUCAAAAACAUUUAAAUUAAAAAGGAGAUGAAGCCCAGUAGGACCAUUAGGACUUGUUUCUGCAUUGUGGCAUUGUUUUCAUGACAGUUGUUAUUGUAAUACAAACGAAUUAUUAUAUUAUUUACAUGAUCAAGUAUUUAUCAUCAUGGUGGCAUUUGCUGUUUCUGCUUCAAUGUGAAUUUAACAUAAAAAGGUUUUUAAUGAAUCUAUUCAGAUGAUCAUCAUUAUUAUUAUUAUUAUUAUGAAAUAAAUACUACAAUGCAAUAAACCCUAAUGAUCCUAUAAACAGGCGUUAUGUUAGGUUUAAACGUGACCUGGAUGAUUUCUGUGACAUUCACCCAGACAGCCUGUUAACAUACAUAGAUAUAUAUUGAAAUAGAUACGAUUACCCAUAAGAAUAAAUGUAGUAGCUUCAGAUUGAAUAUAUAAGCUCUCUCUCUCUAUAUAUAAAUGAUCUAUAUUUUGUACGCAUGCUGUUAGGAGUCUGUGGUGUGCUGCUGUUUCAUGUUAUCAGAGGGGUUCUGUGUGCCAUCUUUAGAGUAUUGACAGUGUUUCCAGCAUCACUGUUACGUUACCAUGAUGUUACUAUGACAACCCACUCUAGUGUGAGCAAUAGAGAGUGUUUGAUGUUAAUGUGAGACACUAUGAAAGGUGUAAACAUUUAAAGAGACUAAACGCUUUAUUGAAACAACACAA
Molecule: messenger RNA, 3352 nt
Organism: Misgurnus anguillicaudatus (oriental weatherfish)
Lineage: Eukaryota; Metazoa; Chordata; Actinopteri; Cypriniformes; Cobitidae
Source: RefSeq, a predicted model, not a curated record